Molecule: messenger RNA, 369 nt
Organism: Dentiscutata heterogama
Lineage: Eukaryota; Fungi; Glomeromycota; Glomeromycetes; Diversisporales; Gigasporaceae
Source: the annotation of a GenBank genome assembly
AUGAAAUAUACUAACAGUCAAAUUAUAAAAUUUAUAGGAAAUGACAUACCUACUGAAAGUUUUAAUGUGGAAAAAAAUGCCCUAUUCCUUCCACAGUCUGAUAAUUAUCCCGGUGUAGAUUUUCUUAUUUGGGAUCAUUAUAGUAAAAUAUUAUUUUUAUUUCAAGUUACUAUUGGUUCUCUUGCAAAUCAUAGAAAGAGUAAGGGUAAUUUUAUGACAGGAGAAGGUUCAUUAAAAAAUAAAUGGGCAACCUUAUGUAAUAUAGAAGAAAGUAAGGUUAAAUUUAUUUGGCUUGCUCCUGACGAAAUUCUCAAAAAUGAUAAAAGUAAAGACUCUUUACAUUUAUCAUUUUCAAGCAUUAAAAAUUAA